UCAUUGCCUUGUGCCUCAACAAAUGCGAAGAAAUCAACACCAGCUUACAAGUCAUGGUGGCACCAAGUUCAUGGAGGCUAUCUUGAGCGCCAUAUAGAGGAUUUACUUGCAUCAAAGCCCAAAGUGAUAUCUUCGAAAGACAAGGAGCUAGUUGUUGACGAGGGUGAUCCUGCAAGUGAAGAUGAUGAUGCGCUUCUCGCCAGAAUUCCUGGGAACAGCAAGAGAAAGAGUGGGUCCACCUCUUUAGUAGAAAGUAGCAAUCCCGAUCGACAUUGGAAGAGAACAAAGCGAACGACUGAUUCUUCGCAGCACGUGGAGAAAACAGUCGAAAAUCAACAUGAGACAGAGGACCUCAUUGCUAAGGCUCAACGGGACGUCUUUGGUUCUGACGAUGACGAAGAGUCUCAAGACGAUGAAGCGACUUCCGUAGCAAAUGUUCCAACGUGUGCGAAGAAACUUACUGCUCAACAAAAUCUUCAUACUCCAGCCGCUUCAGAGUUUAAAGGGGAGAAGUUCAUUCUUGACCGUCAAAAGAAGUAUCUUCAAGGCAUGUGGCACGACCUCCGUGACAAGGUCAUGGCGACUCCUAUCGAUUUCUUGUCUUCCAUAAAAGAAGAGGUGUCACUCGUUUUUGAUGCUAUGAGGCAAUGCGACAAGUGUGACCUUUCCACUAUUGAGAGCUCAUUUAAGGUUUUGUUUGACAACGCCGACUCUUAUGACGGAGUACGGUCUAAAUCUUCGGAGAAGGCGACGAAGGAACAUAUUGCUCGACAGUUGGCCGAGGCUAAAGAUCGUCUUUGUGAAGAUAAGGCGAAAGAAGAUACUGAAUCAAAUCAAGUGAAGUCCACUCAGGAUGAGCUAAAGCGAGUCACGGAAGAGCUUGAGCAGUUGAAGACAAAGGCAGAAACACUAUCCAAGACAUUGAAGCAGCAGCAGGAGUCACUCGACAGUGCCAAGGCCCAGGUGAAAUUAACUCAAGAGAAUAUCCUCGCCAUCAGCAGUGCUCCAUCGUUGGACGAAGAAGUGGUUGAACAGUUGAAGAUGUUGAAGUCAAAUUUGAAGGCGACUAAAGAGAAACUAGGAAGCUUGAAUCUUUUUGUU
Striga asiatica is the source of this 1101-nucleotide messenger RNA. Lineage: Eukaryota; Viridiplantae; Streptophyta; Magnoliopsida; Lamiales; Orobanchaceae. The record is from the annotation of a GenBank genome assembly.